Caenorhabditis elegans is the source of this 303-nucleotide messenger RNA. RefSeq lists its product as uncharacterized. The transcript has 4 exons. The coding region runs from base 1 to 303 and encodes 100 amino acids. NCBI's taxonomy places the organism in Eukaryota, Metazoa, Nematoda, Chromadorea, Rhabditida, Rhabditidae. The record is from RefSeq and is marked reviewed.
AUGGGCAAUCAUCUGAGGAAGAUCGGAGAGGGACGGCGAGGAGAAGAACAAGCACGAAGAAAACACUUAGCCAAUCUGAAAAAAGUCAUCAGCAGCAAGAUAAUGUAUAAUUGGGACUAUUUAAUCAGUGGAUCAGUGGAGAAAAUCGGGGAAGGAGCUAAUGGAAAGAUAGCCCAGGGAGCUCAAAGUGUUCGGCAGAAGAAGGCAGAAAAACAACGACUAUACAGGCAGAAGAAGAAACUGACUGCUAAAGAAAAAAAGAAGCGGCAGACAAGGAGAAGUUUGAAAGAGCGCUGCAAUUGA